CUCAAGUAAUGAUGCCUUUAGCAUUAGUCCACACCACGGGAAGAAGCAAUUUGAAGCUUUCCUUACCAAUACUGGGCUGCUUCGAAGAGAUGGGAGGACUUGUAGGCGGUUCUAGCAUGGCUAAAAUCUUACAAGAAACGUCGUCAGUAAAUGGAGCCUUGUAUUUUGCUGGCGUGUCCCUGAUUAUUGCCGGAGUUGAAGCCAUCAUUGCGUGGGUGUUGAUAAAACGCUGGCCACCUCUCAGUGAUGAACCUGUGGCCCAGGCUUUUGUGAUGGGCGGGGAGGACAUCGCCGACGACACAGGCGACGAACUUGGCGACGGCCUCGGCAAAGGAGACACUAGUGGGGCCCAAUAAUCGUCUGUUGCAUGCGUCGAUUUAGAUACACACUUAAAAAAAAGUAGGGGAACUUCAUUUUAAAUAUACGAUUGAACAAAAUGGGAGAUAUAUCGCAGUCAAUCAAUGUUGAUAUGAAAGUAAUGAAUGUUUCGAGAGUGCAUCACCACUUGCACUUCCUUCUGGCCAUAGUUGUAGUUGUUUGCACAGUAAUCGCACUUGAAAGAUGAUUGGUGUAUGAUGUGAAAUUUGCAUGUGUACUUUUUUCAUUUUCAAAAAACGAAAACAAACAAAACACCCGGCUAGA
Molecule: messenger RNA, 642 nt
Organism: Haliotis rubra (blacklip abalone)
Lineage: Eukaryota; Metazoa; Mollusca; Gastropoda; Lepetellida; Haliotidae
Exons: 2
Coding region: 9-356 (115 amino acids)
Source: RefSeq, a predicted model, not a curated record